Messenger RNA from Dunckerocampus dactyliophorus (ringed pipefish), 3404 nucleotides. RefSeq names its product testis expressed 10 (gene tex10). The coding region runs from base 340 to 3162 and encodes 940 amino acids. The record is from RefSeq and is a predicted model, not a curated record. Lineage: Eukaryota; Metazoa; Chordata; Actinopteri; Syngnathiformes; Syngnathidae. The transcript is spliced from 16 exons. Gene Ontology annotation, cellular component: nucleus; MLL1 complex.
AUAUAUCCGCAAUAUUGUACACAUGACACGUUGUUUGUGCAUUAAAACAUUACUGCACGUAUUGCCUUGAUGUGUAAAAAUUCUAAUUUCGGCCAUUAAGGUUUUAUUUUGUAAGCCCCGCCGCCGUUUUGAAAAAAGAGGCGGUGGUUAUGAAAACAUGCGCACGUUCAUCGGAACCCAUCUGGGCACAUGAGACUGAACAAAAAAAUUAACAACUUGUAUUGGAAUAAUAGGUAACAUUGUGCCGUUUUCUUCAAAUCCAUAUAUCGACGAAAGUGUGCUGCAGUUUAAAUCGUGCAGCCAAGACCUUAGACUGACGUUUGGCAUCAGAUUGCUGAAAUGAAAUCCAAGAAGAAGAAGAGACAGGAUGACUUCCAAAAGGUCAAGUUAAAGGUGGGAAAGAAGAAGCCUCGAGCUGACAACGCCACCAAUACAAACUUCCGCACAAAGGGUAUAAAACUACCUGAGCAGCUGAAGACAGACACCAGUGGUCCCACCACUCACAGACAGCUUGGCAUCAAUGACCUGUUGUCCCAGCUUCACCAUUACAAUGCCAAUGUGAAACACAGUGCCUUGUUGGGUUUGAGAGAGCUGCUGUUGGUGAAUCCUUCUCUGUUAGAGCAGUAUCUCUCACGUUUGCUCUCAGAGGUGGCUGCUGUGUUCACAGACAAGGAUGGAAAUGUUCGUGUGGCAGCCACACGCGUGCUCAGGUAUAUUGCCCAGUCUGUGCCUGCGGAACGAGUGGCUCCGUUUUUCCCCCUCCUCAGUGCCCACCUGUGUUGUGCGAUGACUCACAUUGAGUUGGGCAUCCAAGAAGACGCCAUGAAAGUCUUGGACGUGCUGCUGGAGCACUACCCAUCCCUGCUUGCGGCACGGCCAGCCGUCCUCCUCACCAACUUCCUGGAGUUAAUCUCUCACAGACAGAACAGCGGAGGAGCUAAAAAGGACCAGGAUCCCAAGGGACGCACAUGGGCCCUCUCUGUCAACCCCAGCAGAACUGUGACGAGUCAGCAGUGGCGCCUCUCUGUACUGCUCAGGCUGGGACGUUUUCUUCAAGCAGUCGUUGAGGAAAGACCAGUGGAGGAUUGUGACAUGUCUGUCCCAGCUGAGGGACUUUUUGGUUUGAGUGGUGAGAGCAGGAUUACACCUCUGAAUCUUAUUUGGGGAGAGCUCGGGAAUAACAAGAUUGAAAUUAAGGUGUAUGAGCAUUCUGGGAGUAAACCAACGCCACAUUCAACUUUCAAACUCAGACCAGAGUCCGAACAUGGAGGAGAUGCAGGUGAAGGUUUGAACUCGGCUGAUGCUGUCCAGAGCUUCGCAGCCACAUUGGUCCCUCUCCUGCUGGAAGUAUGGGUGGAGGCCAACGCCAGCGAUUCUCCGUGCAACAACUCUGAGGGGGGUCACCUGCUAAGGCCAGACGCCAUGUCCGUAAUGUUCCAGGUCUUGUCUAUUUUGCAACUGCUCCGCAAACUGGCACCACAGCAGGAGCAUCAAGAUGCACUGGAUGCAUGGUUCCGUAAAGAAUACUUGGGAGAUUUCAAGCAGUACUUCAUGAAAAACUUUCCCUACAGCCUUCAGGACACGCCCAAACACAAAAAGAAGGUUAAUCUCAAAAGGGGUAACCAGACUGCGGCGGCCCCUGAUGUGACUGUGGAUUCUCUGGCGUUGAACAUCACACUUUGCCAGGUGAUGGUGUCUCUCGGUCAGAGGCAGGGAGUCGGCCGAGAGGCGGACGGUGGCUGGCUGACACCUCUGAGGACGUUCGUCCGAGACACUCUCGGCGGCGACGUGAAGCUCAGCUACAGGCAGCUGCACAUGCUGCUCGGGACCGUGUGGAAAAUGGUGCUCACACAAAAGAGCAAAACAGUGACAGAGGACCUGUUUGCAGCAGCGUAUUCAUACUACCAACAGAGGCACUUAACACUACAGACCAGAUCUCUUCUGCUGUCUUUCUACAGCAAGAUCUACCUACAUGAGCAAGGACAUUCACAUGUUGCCAGGAGUAAGGUGCUGGGUCAGUGGCUGGCGUCACUUCCUGUUCAGUUGUCCCAGCUGGGCCACCGGAAUCCUGGUCUUUCCGCUUUGCUUAUCCAGUCCAUCCAGGCUGCGGCCUCCAGGGGAAACAAAGAUUUGCUCAACAGUCUGCAGACACAUGCCUGCACGCUCUACGAUCCACAGGAAGGCGCUGUGGUUCUUCUGCCAGCAGAGUCCCAGCAACGACUGGUGCAGCUGCUCUACUUCCUGCCCAAGAUGUCCUGCCCUCUUCUGGCCAAUCUGAGCAGCUGCUGCACCGCUGGACGAAUCUCCGCUGGUCUUGCAGGCUCUCUGAUUCGUAUUAUACACAUGAGGUCGUCUCUGAGUGGCUGGUCAAUGGGGAGCCAGGAAGUGGCUCUACAGGACGUAGACUACAUCAGCUUCCUGUUCUCCACCCUGACGGGCUUCUCGUGCGACCAGCUGUCCCGCCUGGAGGGGGCCCGUGACGCCAGAGCUCCUGCCUCCCCUCUGUCGCCCCUAAAGCUUCACCGCAUCCCACUGGAGCAGUUCACGCACCACUGGGACGUGGCCGAGGAGGUGUGUCACCGUCUGGAAACUCUGGGUUCGAAGUCUCAGUGCUUUGAGAUCCUACAAAAUGGCAUCUACGAGUACCUGACAAAGCUGAGGGUGGUGCCUGACAGCAUGGCAGCCAGCCUGCUCAGAGCUGUUUCCAAACUAAUGGACCUGUCGCUGCUUCCCAUUGAACCGGUGCUGCGCUUCCUGUCGCGGUGCUGCCUCAGCCUGCUGACUCUGCUGGUCACCGAGCGGCAGGAGGAGGCGCCUGACAACAGCCACCACAAAAGGGAGGCCAUUUGGGUGGCGUGCGUGACGGCACUGAGCACCGUGCCCCGCCUGCUGAGGAUGGUUUUGCAGCUGCGUGUGGGGGAUUUGAGUGAAGGCGAGCUGCCGCAGCUGGGACAGAUAUUGACCAUGCUUCUGCAGCACACGCCGCUGACCAACCAGCUGAUGGCCAACACCACUCUACUGCAAGAAAUGAUACAACACCUCACGAGGUACUCCCGCGGCACGACCAGGGAGCAAUGGCUGACCGACCUGCUCUACUGUUACAGCGUCACCGUGGCCCACGGCACGUCGGCGCACCGGGGCAACCUUCGAGACAUCUACUGAUCGCACGCAAGACAAACACAAUCAACAAACAUGCGACACACACACACACACACACACACACACACAAAAACACUUCUACAGACCUCAACGGCAACUGUGCUUUGGACAAGAGACAGUGGAACCAUGUUUGUCUUUUUUAUUGUGGCAAUAAAUAAACGCUUGUUUUAAGAGCCAUGCUUUGAAAUGUAGAAAUGUUGAUUGUUGGGUACAAAAAUGAAAAAAAAUAAAAGCAAUGACACGCA